AUGGCUGGGUGUUGUAUGUCUGCUGAGGAAAAGGAGCGCCAGAGAAUCAAUCAGGAGAUCGACAAGCAGCUGCGCAAAGACAAGAGCAACGCCAAGCGCGAAUUCAAACUGCUGCUGCUGGGUACUGGUGAGAGUGGGAAGAGUACCUUCAUCAAACAGAUGCGCAUCAUCCAUGGUGCUGGUUACACUGAGGAGGACAAAAAAACCUUCACCAAGCUGGUGUUCCAGAACAUCAUCACCGCCAUCCAGGCCAUGGUCAGAGCUAUGGAGGCACUGUCGAUAACGCUGGGCGACGCAGCGAACGAGACUUACACCAGUUUGCUGCUGGAGGUGGACGUGGAUAAGAUGAUGGAGUUGGAGGAGAGCUAUGUGGAUGCCAUCCGCCAUCUAUGGAAGGACACAGGCAUUCAGGAAUGUUACAACCGCCGCAGGGAAUAUCAGCUCUCUGACUCCGCCAAAUAUUACCUGAAUGAUCUGGACCGCAUUGCAGACACGGGCUAUGUGCCCACUGAGCAGGACAUCCUGAGGGUACGAGUGCCCACCACCGGUAUCAUUGAGUACCCAUUUGACCUGGAAAACGUCAUCUUCAGGAUGGUGGACGUCGGAGGACAGAGGUCUGAACGCAGAAAGUGGAUCCACUGUUUCGAGAACGUCACCUCUAUCAUCUUCCUGGUGGCGCUGAGCGAGUACGAUCAAGUCCUGGUUGAAUGUGACAAUGAGAAUCGUAUGGAUGAGAGUAAAGCUCUGUUCAAGACCAUCAUCACAUACCCAUGGUUCCAACAAUCGUCCAUCAUCCUGUUCUUGAACAAGACAGAUGUCCUGAAGGAGAAGAUCACCUACUCCCAUCUUGGCAACUACUUUCCUGAGUAUACAGGACCUCAGGGUGACCCGAAGCCAGCGCAGGAGUUUAUCCUGAAGAUGUACCUGGACCAGAACGAAGACAAAGAGAAGACCCUCUACUCUCACUUCACGUGCGCUACAGACACGGAGAACAUCCGUUUAAUUUUUGCUGCUGUGAAGGACACCAUCGUAAAGGGCAACCUGAAAGAUUUCAAUCUAGUCUAA
Messenger RNA from Trichomycterus rosablanca, 1065 nucleotides. It is a transcript of the gene gna14a, whose product is annotated as guanine nucleotide binding protein (G protein), alpha 14a. NCBI's taxonomy places the organism in Eukaryota, Metazoa, Chordata, Actinopteri, Siluriformes, Trichomycteridae. Gene Ontology annotation, molecular function: guanyl nucleotide binding; G protein-coupled receptor binding; G-protein beta/gamma-subunit complex binding. The coding region runs from base 1 to 1065 and encodes 354 amino acids. The record is from RefSeq and is a predicted model, not a curated record. The transcript has 7 exons. Gene Ontology annotation, biological process: adenylate cyclase-modulating G protein-coupled receptor signaling pathway; action potential; phospholipase C-activating dopamine receptor signaling pathway. Gene Ontology annotation, cellular component: heterotrimeric G-protein complex.